This is a messenger RNA of Phytophthora sojae, 1173 nucleotides long. RefSeq lists its product as hypothetical. Bases 1 to 1173 code for a protein of 390 amino acids. Gene Ontology annotation, molecular function: protein binding. NCBI's taxonomy places the organism in Eukaryota, Oomycota, Peronosporomycetes, Peronosporales, Peronosporaceae. The transcript has a single exon. The record is from RefSeq and is a predicted model, not a curated record.
AUGCGCGGGGCACUGGAGCGCGGCGGCUUGGCGCUGGCGCAGACGGCGGUGGCGUCGUUCUCGGCCUCGGCGGCGCAGCAGGGCGACACGGCGCUGGUGGCCGACCCGGCGCAGGACUUCGACUACGACUACGUGCUGGACUGCCAGCCCACGGCGCAGCGCAGCGGGCUGGCGCUGGCGCUGUCCACGUACAAGCUGCAGCUGCGCAGCCGCGAGACGCUGGCGCUCGUGCACGAGUUCCACGCGCACAACAGCACCAUCCACGAGGUCUGGACGUCUCCGUCGUCGCCGCACCAGCUGGCCACGUGCUCCAGCGACGAGUGCGUCAAGCUCUGGGACACGCGCGCGGCGCUGCCGGCCAUGGUGGUGCCCGUGGGGCGCGAGGUCUGGAGCCUGUCCGUCGGCUGCGGCGAGACGCUGCUGGCCGCGGGCACGGACGAGCUCGCGCUCUUCUACGACGUGCGCACGGGCGCGCAGCUCGGCCAGUACGGCGAGAGCCACGUGGACGCCAUCACCAAGGUGCGGUUCCACCCGACGCAGCCGGCCUUCGUGGUCACGGCCUCGGAGGACGGCGUCGUGUGCUUCUUCGACUGCCGCAUCCCGGACGAGGACGACGCGCUCGAGAGCAUCCUCAACGUCGAGAGCGCCAUCACCAACAUCGGCUUCUUCGGCCCGCAGAAGGAGAACAUCUUCUGCCUCACGGGCACCGAGACGCUCGACCUGUGGAACCUCUGGACGGCCCAGCGGCUGCACCACUACGCCACGAUCCGCGACGACUGCAACGCCAACGGCCUGCCCACCGACUAUUUAAUCGACUGCCUGUACGACGACCAGAGCAACGAGCUGUUCCUGCUGGCCGGCAACCACGACGGAGACAUGAAUGCCGUCAAUAUCGGCACGGACCAGGCCUCGGCGGGCAAGCUGCAGCACGCGGCGCCGCUCAAGGGCGGCCACAAGGCCUGCGUGCGCUGCGUAUACUACGACCCGGACAGCGCGACGCUGUACUCGGGAGGAGAAGACGCGCGGCUCUGCAGGUGGACGGUGCCCGGCGCGUCCGCCGAGGCCGGCGACGGCUACUCUUCGGUGUCGUCCUCGACGCCGUCCGGCAGACGAGCGACGGGCCUCGACCCCGCAGGCAUCCGGAAGGCGCGCAAGGCCUCCCGACCAUACUAG